Messenger RNA from Peronospora matthiolae, 228 nucleotides. Lineage: Eukaryota; Oomycota; Peronosporomycetes; Peronosporales; Peronosporaceae. The record is from the annotation of a GenBank genome assembly.
AUGCGGUGCGCGAGCAAGGCCACCGAGAUCGCCCCCGCACGUCUCUGUGCGGACGCCGAAGCAGAAACCACAGCAACUGAUGUCUCAUCGGUUGCUGAAGCGACCCAGCCUGUGUCACUUGGUUAUGCAGGCGCUGGUCAUGAAGACACUCAUGUCUUCACAGAGUACGAGCUCGGUGUCUCAUACUCUCCUGAUGCGGAAGACGGAUCCGUUUCGAAGGCGAUCUAA